AUCUCAACACAGAGAGGCAUUCCCACACAAAUGUGUAGGCAGACUGACCACUGAAACUGUCAAUCAAUAAUGACUGACAGAUCAGACUGCACGUUUCUACAAAGUGGGAGGAGUCAAGCACCUGUCAGUCAUGGUGUAUUGGUGCAAUCUCAGGAUCCUCCUACACAGUGGGAGGAGUCUAGGCUGUCCAUCAAGCAAAUUCCUCAGGUGUUGCUGGUGCGGUGUGUGUGCAGUUGGGCCUGGGAUGCUGGCUCACGGACCCUUGGAGCUAUCUGUACACACUGGCUUCACAUUUACUGGAAUAUUUCAAUAUUCUCAACAGGUGUGUGACCACCUGUUCCUUCAAGCUGGAUUAAGGACACUUCGGACUGGGACUAUUUCACAUUGAAAAGUUGAAAACAGAUUCUUUAUGGAUUGUUGAAGUGGAGUGUAGCCACCUGCUUCCUGCAGCUGGGGCCCCACCAUGCCCAUAAUGGAAUGGACCUAGGCAGUGACCAGUUCUGGAUAACAAAGGCAGCACACUGCAGAUUAAGAUGUCGUGUCCCAAUCUGAGUCUAGACAAUGAUGGUAAUACGACCUCUGACCUCCAAGACACCCAGAGUGCGGAGGAGCUUCAAGCAAUCGCCAUCCAAUACUAUUUCAUGAACAUUGGCAUCCCUGUUGUGUGUUCGUUUGGGAUUGUUGGCAACAUUUUAAACUUAUUAGUGUUAACGAAAGAAAAGCGUCAACGCACAUUGACCAAGAUGGAGUUAUCUGCCCAUAUGGGCCUCAUCGCGCUUGCCUUUUCUGAUUUCAUGUUUUGUCUAUUGGCACUGUUGUUUGUGAUGCUACCACUGAAGGGUGUUUACGUCCUUGGCGAUGCUCUGAUCUACUAUGAUUGGCUCGGGGGAGGCUUCAUCACUAUGUUCAUUGUAACCAGCACUUGGUUGAUUGUUGUAAUGGCUGGUGAACGGUACAUGGCCGUCUGUCAUCCCUUUAAAGCCAGGAAUCUUAUCUCCCUUCGUCGCACUCGUAUCAGUAUCACAGCUAUAUUUGUUGGAUGUGCCUUUUGCACCAUACCGAUCUUCAUGCAAACACGCAUUCAACACUUUCAAUGUGCUGACAACAUAACUUACCUCCAUGUCAUAGAACGAAGCAUGUUCACGCGUAAAGUUGUAGCAGCCAGACGUCUCAUGUGGUCGGUGCUGUUUGAUUUCAUUCCUUGCGCUGCUCUGAUCUACUUCAAUAUCUGUCUGAUAUGGAAGAUUCACCAUGCCAAGAGGAUGCGGAGGAACAUGGCCCCGAUGCAGUGCCAUGAACAGAGUAGUCUGUACAGCGCAAACAAAAACGGAACGCUUUCAACAUCUGUGAGUUUUAAAAGAAGUCCUGGACAGAUAUCGUACAAGCCAUCCUGUUCUGUCGAGUUGGAGUCUCAGAGCUACAACUCCAGCCCCCAUCAAACCAAAAUGGCGCGGCAUAUUUCGCGGAAACGAUCCACUGAUAGUGCGUUGAACAGCGUGACAGCAACUCUGGUUGCCGUAGUGAUAAUGUUCCUUAUUCUUGUGUCACCAAGUGAAUUGCUCAAAUUUGUGUUGAACUACACCACAGACUCCCAACAGUAUAAAGUGAAGAUCGUGAAUGCCAUCACUAAUUUUAUGCAGGCACUGAAUUUUUCCACAAACUUUGUGUUGUAUUGUGUAAUUAACAAGUCAUUCCGUGAAACACUGACAUCAAUAUUCUCUACAGUAUAUUGUAGGAAGAUGCUCCAAAGUCGAGAAGAGCAUCUCAUCCUGGAGAGAUCUGGAUGAAUCACACGAUGUGUGCAGGGACAUUUUUCACAAAGCGAUCUUAUUGCCAAGCUUACGCUGAACAAUAUGAGUUAAGACAAUCACAGCACUACUUGCUUUGUGAAAUUGGCCCAGGACAUUAAUAGUAGAGCUUAAACAGACUUUGAGACUACUUAUCCUUAUUUAGGGCUAGUAAGCCAGACAGCAUGGCCCUUAGUGAAGAUAUAGUACUCCAACGGAACUUCUUUUUUUUUGGUGUAGUGAUUCUGCUAGAAAUGUUGCAACCUAAUUUUUGAAGAUUAUUACACAAUUGUUUAAACAAUGAUCGCUGUACAGCUUGAAAUGUGAUGUUAUAUUAUAUAUGUGUUACACUGCUAAUAUAUUCAAAAUCUCACAAAAUCGAGGGAAAGCAGGAUUCUAAUCUAUUUUAGCCACAACAGAGCCUGAUAUUAAUACCUAAAAGGGAUUGACAAAAAAUACUUUGAACCAAUGUGAGUGGAAAAAAACAAAGGCCAUCCCAAAAAAUGUGUAAUUAUACUAUUAAAAUCAGUUAAGGACACCUGAUUCUUUCAUAUUACAAUAGUUAAUCUGUCAUGGCAUGACGGAUCAAGUUUUGUAAUAUGUUUGUUUGUUUCUUGUUGAACGCUGCACUCAGCAAUAUUCCAGCUCUAUGAUAGCGGUCUGUAAAUAAUCAAGUCUGGACCAGACAAUCCAGUGAUUGCAUCACGAGCAUCGAUCCAUGCAAGUCAGUGAGCCUGACCACCUGAUCCAGUUAGUCACCUAUUACCUCUUAAGACAAGGGGAGUCACCUUUUACGGAAAGCCUCAUUUUCGAAGACCUAGUCUAACCUGGAUCUUCGCGGGGCUUUAGUAAUAUAAAAGAAAAGGGUGGUCCUUAAUACUUUUUGAGGAGUAUACUAUGUAAGGGAUUGUUGUGUCAUGACCUAGUCAGCAAUAUUCUAGGUAGUUUCAACAACUGUGUCUUGACCAGACAAACAGUAGUAUGAGCAGAAGCAAUGUCAACCAGAUUGCUUCUGAGUGAGUGAGUUAGUUGGGUUUAACACCGCUUUUAACAUUAUUCCAGUUAUAUCACGGCGUAUCAGCUUGAUGUGGGAGAAAGUCCGAAGUGAUGUAGGUCUCAGAAGAUUGCAUCUGAAGACGAGUGAAAAUCCGAAAGAACUAACUGUCUUCUCUAGAACCUCAUCAUUUCCUAAACCACUCAUCUGAAAUGACCUGUAGACUAGUUAAUAUCAGUCACUUGUUUGUCUGGUCCAGAUUGAAUUAUUAACAAGCUGUGGUCAUUUCCCUUGGAAUAUUGAUGAAUGCUGCGUUAAACAAGACACAAAUUCAAUUGUGGUAGGUAUUUGCUGAAAAUGAUACCCAUGUGAUAUUUUCUGAAAAAAGAUCUUGAAGCAUCCCAGACCACUUGGCAUGAGACUCCAAUGGUAGUCACAGCAUGUGAGUAAGUGAGUUGGGAUACCACAGCCCAAAACAAUAUUUAAAUUUUUAGCCUUGAGAUUUCUCAUGAUGCAGUAUCCAUGAACAGGGUUAAAAAUUGAGACAGCAUAGCCCUGUUCGUGGAUUGCUUCAUACAACUAUGUACCAGCCCACAGCUUAUCAGUUAAGAUCAAGCCAUUGAAAAUAUAUUCCAGAAGGGGCUUUGUCUUUGUCCAACAUUUAUGCACACAAAUACUUCUUCACAAAAUUAAUGUUUUCCUUCUUAGAUGAGCAAUUUGUGUCUAUGGUUUGAUGUAGUGGUUGCUAAAGAAAGACAGUUAUCACAGCCGCCAAAGCAUCUGAAAGACGUCAAAGAAUGCAACAGUUGUCUUAAUCACAUAGCUCUGUCAUUGUCAUAUUCUGUCUCUUAUAGUCACUGACUUCAACACGACGGCCUUAUCAAGUGGUCAAGACACUGCUGGUCAUUCUCACACCGGUCAUUGUUGGGAACUAAGAAUAUAUGUAUGAUCUCAUAGUAACAGCUCUAACCUCACUCAAUUCUUACAGUGACCGACUAGCCUCAGUUGAGCUGGGAGUCCAAGUUUGAAGUCAUCAAAAAAAUGUUUUCUUUGUGUAAUAACUCAUAUUUGAUUAUGUACACAGAAACCCUUAUAUUAUGCCCACUGAAUUAUACAGACUGAAGAAUCAUGCCACAUAAAAACAAAACUGGUUGUUGCAUCACAACAUUCCAUAGCUUCUGACGUUUAGCCAUUGUGGUUUGGUUUGGUUGGUUUUGUUGUUUAACGCCGCACUCAGCAAUAUUACGGCAAGCAUGGGUUGCUGAAGACCUAUUCUACCCCGGAAUCUUCACGGGCCUUAGCCAUUGUGACAUCACUAACUUCAUUAUCAAACAGAGGAACGUUCUUGAUUGCCGUGACUGGUAGUUGACUUGCCUUUGCAUGUGUUUGUGACAGGUGCAACCAGUGGGGCAGGCUCAUGAUAUAGUCAGAAUCGUACAAUCAACUAUUGAACAUGGAAAGGGUUUUGUAGCUGUUAUUUAUCUAGAAUCAUUAUUCUAUCAACUAAUUUACAUUUCUUACCAUGUAUUAAGUGAGGAAAAAGUAUAUGUAUACAGUCAAACAACGUGGUGUCGAAGUUGAAGGAACCUACGUAAAUACUUCGAGUUAUCCAGGGUUUGACAUAACCGAAAAUGAUUAAUAAAGAAGGAACACAGAGGGACUAAGCUUUUACUUUGAGACAACCAUAAGUUUGACACAUCAAAGUUUGACACAACAGUAUUUGACUGUAUUAUCUCCCUUUGUGUCGGAACUACAUUCUGUCUGAUCUAAUGACACAUGGUCAUUAAAAUAAAAGGAGAUUUAGAAGCCAGGUACAACAUACAUUACAAAGAGAAUACCUGUGAAAUAAGUCAAGUCUCAUGCACCGGUCUUAAAAAUAUCAACGUGAUAGGGUCACUCAAGGUAGGAACCUUAAUUUUUCAGCUGAAUACUUUAUAAUAAAUAGCCUAUAGCAAGUAGCCUGUUUAUCAACAUUGCAAUCAUAGUUUAUCAACAGUCUAAGAAGAAAAUGUAAAACUUUCUGAUUUUUUCUGAGAAUAUUGUUUCCUGUAUCAAUGAAAGACUUAUGAGGGUUCAUCAGGGAAAAGAAUUCCUGUCGGACCACAGAGUUUAUUAAUAGCAUAUGGGCUGAUUGAGAUCAUAAUAUUACUCUAAGAAAUGGUGGCUUAUUUUAACUCAUCACAUAUCAAUUUAUCAUGCUCUUCUUUGUCAAGUUUUCUCCUUUUUGCAUAUGACAAUAAAAUUGCAUAUCGUUGACUGUAA
Haliotis rufescens (red abalone) is the source of this 5043-nucleotide messenger RNA. RefSeq names its product cholecystokinin receptor-like. The coding region runs from base 534 to 1787 and encodes 417 amino acids. Gene Ontology annotation, molecular function: G protein-coupled receptor activity. The transcript has 4 exons. The record is from RefSeq and is a predicted model, not a curated record. Gene Ontology annotation, cellular component: membrane. NCBI's taxonomy places the organism in Eukaryota, Metazoa, Mollusca, Gastropoda, Lepetellida, Haliotidae. Gene Ontology annotation, biological process: G protein-coupled receptor signaling pathway.